Macrobrachium nipponense is the source of this 690-nucleotide messenger RNA. RefSeq names its product serine/threonine-protein phosphatase 6 regulatory ankyrin repeat subunit B-like. Gene Ontology annotation, molecular function: protein binding. The coding region runs from base 1 to 690 and encodes 229 amino acids. The transcript has a single exon. The record is from RefSeq and is a predicted model, not a curated record. Lineage: Eukaryota; Metazoa; Arthropoda; Malacostraca; Decapoda; Palaemonidae.
AUGGGUGCUCAUGAUGCAGCAUUGGGUGGGAAAUGUGAUGUCAUCACAGUUUUAUUAGAGUUGGGGUUUGAUGUAAACUGUAAAACUAAAGAAGGACAUACAAUGCUUCAUUUAGCGGCUGCGAAAGGUCACAGAGAAGUAGUGCAACUCUUGAUCAGUAAAGGGGCAAAUGUCAAUGACAAAGGCAACAUGGGUCGCACACCAUUACAUUACGCUAUUCAACCUAACAACGUUAGUGUAGUUCAGGAACUCAUUGAGAGUGGGGCUACAGUAGAUGUUCAUGACAAUAAACAAUGCACUCCUUUGCAUCUUGCAACAUAUUUAGGAGAUAUUCCGAUAAUGAAAAAUCUUAUUCAAGCAAAUGCAGGUAUACAUAAUAUUCAUACUUAUGGCAAUAUGGGUGGUCAUGAUGCAGCAUUGGGUGGGAAAUGUGAUGUUAUCACAGUUAUGUUAGAGUCGGGGUUUGAUGUAAACUGCAAAAAUAAAAUAGGUGAUACAAUGCUUCAUUUAGCUGCUUUUAAAGGACACAGAGAAUUAGUGCAACUCUUGAUCAGUAAAGGGGCAAAUGUCAAUGAAAAAGAUAACGAAGGUCGCACAUCAUUAAAUAUAGCUGUUGCAUCUAACAAUGUUAGUGUAGUUCAGGAACUCAUUGAGAGUGGGGCUACAGAACAUGUUCGGAGCAAUGAAUGA